Messenger RNA from Meloidogyne enterolobii, 1340 nucleotides. NCBI's taxonomy places the organism in Eukaryota, Metazoa, Nematoda, Chromadorea, Rhabditida, Meloidogynidae. The record is from the annotation of a GenBank genome assembly.
UUUCCUCAUUUUUUUCUAUGAGCAAGUCCAAAUCUCUUGAGACUGAUUUGUCUUAUUCGUGUAUAUUUUUAUUUUUUCUAGCUCGUUUUAUCGUUUACAAUCAGCAACAACAGCAACAAACCCCAACAACGACACCAAAACCUUCAACAAUAGAAACUUCAAAAUUCCGACGAAAUAAUACAACUAAUGAAAUUUUACAAGACAACAACAACCAAAUAGAUACAACAAUAAAUUCCCCUUGUUCAAUUCCAAAAUCAGCAACAACAAAUACUUUACCUUUAACAACAACUUUAAAUAAUCAACAACAAAAUUUACAAAAUAAUAAUUUAAAAAAUUCAACCAAAUCUCCAAUUCCUCCACCAAUUAAAGUUAAAGCAUGCAUGAAGGUUGUUAAUGUUGGAAGAAUGUCUGAAAGUGAAGAUGAAGAGGAGGAGGAAGAAGAAGAGGAAGAUGAUGAAUAUAUUCGUGAUCAAGUCCAAUUACCUUUUACUACAACAGAGGAAUUUAUGGACGAAUCAACAAUGAUUGAUGAUGAUGAAGAAGAAGAAGAUAAUAAAAUGGCCAAUAAAAUUAAACCUUCAACAUCUUCAUCAUUUAAUUUAAACAAAACAAUCACUAAAAAUCAUCAAGAAGAGGAGGAGGAAGAUGAUACUUUAGAGCCUCCACCACCACCCGAAUUAGAACAAGAAACAAUUUUGGAUGAAUGUCAUAAUCAAACAUUGGCAAAAUUACGUUUUGUAUUAGAAUUGAUUGAAACAAUAUGUUCUGUUGCUGAAAAUAAAUCUAAUCCAAUUGCUAUUGCUAUGGAAAGUAGUAAACAUAGAUCGAGACAACCCUCUUCUGAUGCAUAUCGUCGUGCUGAACAAUUAGUUUUGUACAUCCGUGCAUUACAUAUACUUUCAUCUGCUUUGGUUUUUUCACAAAAACAAAUAAAUGCAGAAAAACUACAUCCAUCACCAGCAGUUCAAAAUGUUUUGAAUCAGUUGAAUGAAAAAUAUCAUCAUUGUUUGACAAGGUCUCAAAUGCUUGCUUCACAUGGUAUUCCUGGACAAGAUCCGCAGAUGAUGGUUGUGUCUGCUGAACGUUUAAUGUAUCAACACGCAAUUGAAUUGUGUCAAUCAGCUGCUUUGGAUGAACUUUUUGGCAAACCACAGCUUUGUCCAAAACGUUACCAAAUGGCUUAUAUGAUGUUACAUACUUUGUUAUAUACGGUUCAAGAUGAACAGGACAAAGCAAUUUUACAAAAAUAUAAAAAUGCAGUAGAAAAACGUCUUCGAAUAUUAGAAAAGCAAGGUUUAGUUACUUCUGUAAUUAAUGAUAAAACGAUUUUGAGGGAUUAA